Molecule: messenger RNA, 2612 nt
Organism: Somion occarium
Lineage: Eukaryota; Fungi; Basidiomycota; Agaricomycetes; Polyporales; Cerrenaceae
Source: the annotation of a GenBank genome assembly
CAUGUAAGGCAGGCGUAAUGGUUUGAACUUUGCACGGAAAGAACUUGCGACAAACAAGUCACUUUCGAAAGCAACGUUGACGUACUAUAUCAGUAUAUUGCGUCCGACCCUACCUUCCGGGAGAUGACAUUCUAUGUUUGCAAGGGCGAUAUCGAUGACGGUUCUUUUUUAUCUUUCCGUGUCGGUUGCAGGGCUUCCGAGCUUCUCGAUACACGCCUCGGUUUAAAAGCAUUCCAAUGAAACUCGAGAAUUUCCAGUUCGUAGGUCUUAUUCAUGGACACUUCACGUACUAAGGAUUUCCGUGUCGCGAUCGUCGGUGGUGGCGUAUGCGGCUUGACUUGCGCGAUUGCUCUGGCCAAGAAAGGUGUGCCAGUAGAUGUAUUUGAAUCCGCCGGGGAGUUCUUAGAAAUAGGAGCUGGUGUCGGUCUGGGCCCAAAUUCUGUUCGCAUCUUGCGAGGCCUUGGCGUGUUCGAAGAUGUCCUUGCAAAGUCCACCGAUCCGGAUCUGAAUAUGAACGCGUUUCGUUUCAUCUCCGGAUAUGAGGGGCAUGAAGUGCUUUACGACAAUCCGCUUCCGAAAGAAGAUUGUGGUAUUGGCAUCCUCAGGUCAGCGUGCUUCGUGGUUCCAGCGUUUGCCUUCCUCAAUGCCCUUGUUGGCCAUUUCGAUAAGAGCAAAGCACAUUUUCACAAGCGUUGUACCAACGUCACGCCGUCUGCUCAGAAUCCAUCCCGACUAGUUCUGGCCUUUGCUGAUGGUACAACUUACGAAGCGGACCUCGUUAUAGGUGCAGAUGGAAUCCGCAGUUCCGUUCGUAGUAUUGUCACCGGAAGGCCAUCGGAUGCCAAUCUAUCAUUUAGCAACACCAUUGCAUACCGUGCCCUCGUGUCAUGGGACCAACUUAAGGACAAGGGACUAAAGACAGACCUCACAAAGGGCAUGACCUGCUUCGCUGGUAAGGGCAGGCACAUUAUUGUCUAUCCAAUCAAUGGCGGAAAAACGAUAAAUGUUGUCGCCUUUGUAACAAACAUGGAUGGUGACAUUCCUGUCGGGAACGGCAAACUUCCCCUUGGAGCGCAGUGGGUUUGCGAUGCGCCAAAGGACGAAUUACUCAGUAAAUAUGAAGAGUUCGGGAGCGACAUUAAGACCCUUCUCAGUUGUGUGCGCAAAUCGUCAAAAUGGUCUAUACAUAUCGUCUAUCCUCCUUUGGAGUCCUACGUGAACGGAAGAAUCGCCCUCGUUGGAGACUCGGCCCAUGCGAUGCGUACACACCUCGGUGCUGGAGCGGGCCAGGGUCUCGAAGAUGGCUACGUCCUUUCACAUCUUCUUGGACAUCCAUCGGCGAACGCAAAUAAUCUCGAGCAAGUUUUGCAGGUAUACGACGGAGUCAGACGACCACGAGCGCAGGAGAUUUGGGAAAGGACGGCCAGAACUGGCGAGAUAUACGAAGGUCGAGGUCCUUCAGGUUUCAGUCCUGAAGGCUUCACGAAAGACCUAACCUACAACUGGGAAUGUGUGUGGCAUCACGACCUGGAUGGUGAUAUCCAGGCUGCCGUGAAGCAACUGGAGGAAGCUGGAGUGUUCUGAGGAUAGCUUGUUCGUCUCUUCAAUGUUCUUCGCGAUCUUAAGACCAUGUACCUUCCCGUCUCUGAUACCCUUUAUACUCUGCGAUAGAAAUAGGAUGCGAAUCAUGACAAGGUUGAUACAAUAUGAAAAUUCCAUACAUGACCAUGCAAGCAGCUGUGCAGAAUAUCGGCCGAGUAUAAUGCACUUGAUAUCCACGACGUCGAACGCAGUCAUCUCGACGUCUUGAUCACGAGCAUCUCCUUUCUUGCUCAAAUUUAGGCCGUUUGUGCUCACUGGCUGUCCAAAACCCGACGAUGCGGAGCUUGUUGUCUGGUCUAACACUGUAAUGGCCCGUGGUCUGGACGUCCCCAUGUGUGGAGAUAUAUGCAUGCGGCUUGCGUACAGCGUCCAGCCCGCACAUGCCAGUGCCAUGAAAAGCUUCGGCAAAUUAUGGGAAGACAAUUAAACCGCUACGACGUACUUGAUAGAGUCAAGGUCGCGCGCAAGAACACAUCACUCGAUGAUGAGACAGGCGAACCCAUCGUGGUCGGGACUAUGCCAUAAGACGUGGGCGCGACGUUCCCUGCAAGAUUCUGGACUUUUGACCGUAUAGAAGGACUGCCAUCCGCAAUCCUUUGCAGUAUUUUCCUUCCGCCAACCCAUCUCAUACCAACCUCUAUCGGCUUUGAUAAUAGACUGCUCCCCGUAUUUAAGAUGUGCUUGAUCUUGAGAAAAAUGCAUAUCAGUUUCUCUCUAGACAUAGGAUCGUCGUUGCCUUGAAGGUCCGGUGUAUGGGAGUACUCGAUGACCGCAGAUGAAUCCUCAUAUCCUUUGAUGACAACACCAGGAAGGAGCGAGUAAACAACAUUGCCGAAACACCUGAAGAGCGAUCGAAGACAUGGUAAGACGAAUGGAUCUCGCACAUUUUGUAGUCAAGUUUAUUCAAGCGCGAUGAGUUGGAGAGUCAUCAAAUUAGAGCAGCAGCAGCGCUUCUAUAGGACUGGAUAAACCAGAUAGUGAGUAAAACGACUCCUCACCAAAAGUCUCCC